GUCACAGGUUUCAGGAACAAUCUGAGGGCCUACUCUCCUCCCCCAGCCCCAGUAGGAGCCAAAGCUUUAUUUGCCCUUUAGGCUAGCACCAAGAUAGCAAUGGAUCUUAAAACACAGGGCCCAGAGCGGGUUGGGCCCACUGACCUCCAUCAUCCAAUCAUUCAUACAGCAAAUAUUUACUGAGUGUUUUUAUUUGCCAGGCACUGCGCUAGACCCUGGCGAAACAUCAGGGAAUAAAACACGGUCCCUGCCCACAGUGCUUACAGCCUAGUGGGGGAUAGAGGCAAGUAACCAGGCAACUACAAUACAGUGAUAAGUACUAGGAUACAGAAGUACAGGGGGCUAUGGGAGCACAGAGGAGGGGCAUCUAGCCUAGAUAGGUGGAGAUGGGGAUGUCAACUUGAAAGCUGAGACCUGAGGGUAACUAGAGGAUAGCCAGGUAAAGAGUAGGGGGAAGAGCAUCUUGGGCAAAGAGGCCAACAUACGUGAAGGCCCUGAGUAGGAACAGGAAGGAAUUCAGCUUGGGAAGAAUGAAGGGGGAGUGGCUAGAGGAUGACUCUAGAGGUAAGGUGGUAGAUCAUGCUGAGCCUCUUCAGGCUGCUUACGGACUUUUGCCCUUUGUUCAAAGGAGCUGUGAAGCCUUAUCAGCAGACGUUUGACGACAGGGGAGUUUAGGACUGAGGAAAGAAGUCUUUGUGAGGCUUCAAAUAGUGUUAUACAGACCGGAGUUGCCUCAUAUUGAGUAGUCUCUUAGCCCUGGCCCCAUAUUCCAAAGCAAGGGUGAACCCUGUCUGAAGCUCAUUCACAAGCACCACAGCACCUGCGCUGGGUGCCAGAACUGAGGCAGAUUAGAAGUCAAGGCACUUCCCAGGGUCCCUGCUGCAUCCCGGUGUUGAGCCCAAAUCUGAACCUUGUGUGAUGCAAGAAAGCUCCCCAAUAGCACUUUGAUUUACUCAGGGACCGGGUACCAUCACCCUAUGCUCCUUGACCAAGGAAUGCUCCAGAUUUUUUCAGCAUUCUCCUCUACCUCUGGAAGGGUGCAGUUAUCUGACUGGAGCUUCAUUAUAGAGUGGGGUGGCCCCUCACUUUAUGGGCCACUGGGGCUUUUUCAACAUGAAAGGUACUGAGGUUCCAAGUGACUGGAGGCAGGACCUAUAAGCAGAGCUCAAACCCUGGUUCCAGCACUUUCUGCCUGAGUGAUCAGGGUUAAUGUCUGGGGAGCCAAGGGCCCUCAGUUAUUUCCGUUGCAAAACACGGCUAAUAAAAGAAGCUACCUAUUAAGAUUAUGUGUACUAAAGAAGAUAAUAUAUGUAAAGUGAUUCGUUAUGUGUCUGGCACAUAAUAAGCACUCAGUCCUUGUUAACUGUUAUACUUUUUAUUAUUUUCCACCGGGGCUGCUUUUCCACAAGGUGAUGAUUCUGAGAAUUGCUCUGGUCUUUGGAGGGUGGAAGGGAGUCGCUGGAUGGUCUGAACCAUAAUUUCCUCGCGAGGGGGCUCCUGAGAGAGAGCCAGGCACCUUGAGCCAAGUUAAGUCCCCCAUCUUUCUACCCCGUCAGCCCCUUCUCCCCAGAGCUCUGCGUACUGCCCUUCUACCCUGGGGCUCGUCCGCCGCCCAGAGAUCCGUGCUGAGGCACAGGCGAUCCCUGUCUCCCCCUGCUCAGCAGAGACCACAGUAGCAUAGUCCAUAGGAGCCCCCCCAGGAAAGCCUGGAAGGGCACCUCCAGGAGACAGCCCUUACCGGCUCCCAGAGUCCGAACACCCUGCUGUCCAGCUGCCUUUUCGUGACGGAGCGUCCGCCCAGUCCCUGAGACCCACUGCGCUGCCCUUUCCUGGAGCCGUCGGGAGCCAGAGGCAGCUGGCGGGGAUCGAGGAUCCGGGAUCCGGGAUCCUGCUCAAGGGUUCCCCAGCCCGACAGGGCUGGUGUGAGUGGCAGGUGCCAUCCGCGGGCACCAUGGCGAAGAGGGAGGACAGCCCUGGCCCAGAGGUCCAGCCAAUGGACAAGCAGUUCCUGGUGUGCAGCAUCUGCCUGGAUCGGUACCGGUGCCCCAAGGUUCUGCCCUGCCUGCACACCUUCUGUGAGAGAUGCCUCCAGAACUACAUCCCUGCCCAGAGCCUGACGCUGUCCUGUCCAGUGUGUCGGCAGACGUCCAUCCUCCCUGAGCAGGGCGUCUCUGCGCUGCAGAACAACUUCUUCAUCAGCAGCCUCAUGGAGGCCAUGCAGCAAGCACCUGAUGGGGCCCACGACCCCGAGGACCCCCACCCCCUCAGCGCAGUGGCUGGCCGCCCCCUCUCCUGCCCCAACCAUGAAGGCAAGACGAUGGAGUUUUACUGUGAGGCCUGUGAGACGGCCAUGUGCGGCGAGUGCCGCGCCGGCGAGCAUCGGGAGCACGGCACCGUGCUGCUGCGCGACGUGGUGGAGCAGCACAAGGCAGCCCUGCAGCGCCAGCUCGAGGCGGUGCGCGGCCGACUACCACAGCUGUCCGCUGCCAUCGCCUUAGUGGGGGGCAUCAACCAGCAGCUGCAGGAGCGCAAGGCAGAGGCCCUGGCCCAGAUCAGCGCAGCCUUCGAGGACCUGGAGCAAGCGCUGCAGCAGCGCAAGCAGGCCCUGGUCAGCGACCUGGAGGCCAUUUGUGGAGCCAAGCAGAAGGUGUUGCAGACCCAGUUAGACACACUGCGCCAGGGGCAGGAACACAUCGGCAGUAGCUGCAGCUUCGCUGAGCAGGCACUGCGCCUGGGCUCGGCCCCGGAGGUGUUGCUCGUGCGCAAGCACAUGCGAGAGCGGCUGGCGGCGUUGGCAGCACAGGCCUUCCCGGAGCGGCCCCACGAGAACGCGCAGCUGGAACUGGUCCUCGAGGUCGAUGGGCUGCGGCGAUCGGUGCUCAAUCUGGGUGCGCUGCUCACUACGAGCGCCACUGCACACGAGACGGUGGCCACUGGCGAGGGCCUGCGCCAGGCGCUGGUGGGCCAGCCCGCCUCUCUCACUGUCACUACCAAAGACAAGGAUGGGCGGCUGGUGCGCACAGGCAGCGCCGAGCUGCGCGCGGAGAUCACAGGCCCCGACGGCACACGCCUGCCGGUGCCCGUGGUGGACCACAAGAACGGCACGUACGAGCUGGUGUACACGGCGCGCUCCGAAGGCGAGCUGCUCCUCUCGGUGCUGCUCUAUGGACAGCCGGUGCGCGGCAGCCCCUUCCGCGUGAGGGCCCUGCGUCCUGGGGACCUGCCACCUUCCCCGGACGACGUCAAGCGCCGCGUCAAGUCCCCUGGCGGCCCGGGCAGCCACGUGCGCCAGAAGGCGGUGCGUAGGCCCAGCUCCAUGUACAGCACCGGCGGCAAACGGAAGGACAACCCCAUUGAGGACGAGCUCGUCUUCCGCGUUGGCAGUCGUGGAAGGGAGAAGGGUGAAUUCACCAAUUUACAGGGUGUGUCCGCAGCCAGCAGCGGCCGCAUAGUGGUAGCAGACAGCAACAACCAAUGUAUCCAGGUUUUCUCCAAUGAAGGCCAGUUCAAGUUCCGCUUUGGGGUCCGAGGACGCUCGCCUGGGCAGCUGCAGCGUCCCACAGGUGUGGCCGUGGACACCAAUGGAGACAUUAUCGUGGCAGACUAUGACAACCGUUGGGUCAGCAUCUUCUCCCCUGAGGGCAAGUUCAAGACCAAGCUUGGAGCUGGCCGCCUCAUGGGCCCCAAGGGAGUGGCUGUAGACCGGAACGGGCAUAUCAUUGUGGUCGACAACAAGUCCUGCUGCGUCUUUACCUUCCAGCCCAAUGGCAAGCUGGUUGGCCGUUUUGGGGGCCGCGGGGCCACCGACCGCCACUUUGCAGGGCCCCAUUUUGUGGCUGUGAACAACAAGAAUGAGAUUGUAGUGACGGAUUUCCAUAACCAUUCAGUGAAGGUGUACAGUGCCGACGGAGAGUUCCUCUUCAAGUUCGGCUCCCACGGCGAGGGCAAUGGGCAGUUCAAUGCCCCCACGGGAGUAGCCGUGGACUCCAAUGGAAACAUCAUCGUGGCUGACUGGGGCAACAGCCGCAUCCAGGUAUUCGACAGCUCUGGCUCCUUCCUGUCCUAUAUCAACACAUCUGCAGAGCCACUGUAUGGCCCGCAGGGCCUGGCACUGACCUCGGAUGGCCACGUGGUGGUGGCCGACGCGGGCAACCACUGCUUUAAGGCCUAUCGCUACCUCCAGUAGCUGCACGGGACCUGCCUGGCUCUUGGAGGGACGGACAUAGGGGUGAUUGGACAAGAUGGUCUGGCCAGGAGGUGGGCCAGACCUGGCAGCACUGAAUGUGGGCUGCGGGCGCGGGUGCGCCCGGUGCCCUCCCUCUCCCCCUUCCCAAC
Molecule: messenger RNA, 4335 nt
Organism: Lagenorhynchus albirostris (white-beaked dolphin)
Lineage: Eukaryota; Metazoa; Chordata; Mammalia; Artiodactyla; Delphinidae
Gene: TRIM3
Product: tripartite motif containing 3
Exons: 12
Coding region: 1952-4186 (744 amino acids)
Biological process (GO): protein polyubiquitination; proteasome-mediated ubiquitin-dependent protein catabolic process; negative regulation of translation
Molecular function (GO): ubiquitin protein ligase activity; protein binding; zinc ion binding
Source: RefSeq, a predicted model, not a curated record